AUGCUUUACCUCAUCUCACUUGUUCUACCUGCCAAACUUGCAACGGCUUCCAGAUCUUUUGCCACUGCUGGCUCUUCAUCCAACCAUAUCGUUGGAAAAUACCUGGGUCGGCCCAAGGCUAACGGAAAGUACUCCGUGACUCUCGUUCCCGGUGAUGGUAUUGGACCGGAGAUUUCUAAGGCUGUCGAAGAGAUUUAUGGCGCUGCUGAUGUCCCCGUGGAUUUCGAGUCUGUCGACGUCACUCCGUCUCUAAUAAACGGCAUCACUACUAUCCCCAAACCGGCCGUUGAUUCUAUCUAUAAGAACACCGUAGCCCUAAAAGGUCCACUAGCUACCCCUAUUGGUAAAGGUCACCAAUCGUUGAACUUGACCUUGAGAAGAACCUUUGGUUUGUUUGCCAAUGUCAGACCAUGCCGAUCCGUCGAAGGUUACGAAACCCCCUAUAAAGACGUUGAUACUGUUCUCAUUAGAGAGAAUACUGAGGGGGAAUACUCGGGAAUUGAGCAUAUCAUCGUCCCUGGUGUCGUCCAGUCAAUAAAGUUGAUCACCAAAAAGGCCUCUACUAGAGUUAUUCAGUACGCGUUCGAAUUUGCAAAGACUAGUGGUAGACCAAAGGUUUUGGUUGUUCAUAAGGCUUCAAUUAUGAAGAUGUCCGAUGGUUUAUUUGUACAGACUGCAAAAGAGGUCGGUCAACAGUAUCCAGAGAUUGAAUUGGGCUUUGAAUUGUUAGACAAUACCUCUCUAAAAUUGGCCUCUAAUCCAGGUUUGUUCAAGGAUGUUGUCAUGGUUAUGCCUAAUUUAUAUGGUGAUAUCUUGUCUGAUUUGUCUUCCGGCUUGAUUGGUGGUCUUGGUCUCACUCCCUCAGGUAAUAUGGGCGAAAAAGUGGCUAUAUUUGAGGCUGUUCAUGGAUCUGCCCCUGAUAUCGCAGGAAAGGGACUGGCCAAUCCUACAGCUUUGCUACUUUCUUCGUGUAUGAUGCUCCAACAUAUGAAAUUGAAUAAAUAUGGUGAUAAGAUCCAAAAUGCUGUUCUCAAAACGAUUGCUUCAGGUCCUGAGAAUAGAACUAGAGAUUUAAAGGGUACAGCAUCUACUGAGCAUUUCACCCGGGCGGUGAUUGACAAUUUGUAA
Brettanomyces nanus is the source of this 1128-nucleotide messenger RNA. It is a transcript of the gene IDH2, whose product is annotated as NAD-dependent isocitrate dehydrogenase. Gene Ontology annotation, cellular component: mitochondrion. Lineage: Eukaryota; Fungi; Ascomycota; Pichiomycetes; Pichiales; Pichiaceae. The record is from RefSeq and is a predicted model, not a curated record. Gene Ontology annotation, molecular function: magnesium ion binding; isocitrate dehydrogenase (NAD+) activity; NAD binding. The transcript has 3 exons. The coding region runs from base 1 to 1128 and encodes 375 amino acids. Gene Ontology annotation, biological process: isocitrate metabolic process; tricarboxylic acid cycle.